Molecule: messenger RNA, 194 nt
Organism: Rotaria sp. Silwood1
Lineage: Eukaryota; Metazoa; Rotifera; Eurotatoria; Philodinida; Philodinidae
Source: the annotation of a GenBank genome assembly
AAGGUGUUUGUAUUAUAUGUUCAUGUCAAGUAAAAUUUCAUCUUACACGUGUUCGUCAACAUUUUUCGUUAAAAAAAAAAAUGAUUAAUGUUAAUAAUGAUAAUCGAUUAAAUAUAAAUAGUGAUCAUGAUUCAUCCGAUGAUGAAAUAUCAGACGCUGCUGGUUCACCUCAACGAAAACGAUUAAAAAUAUGA